This is a messenger RNA of Betta splendens (Siamese fighting fish), 2948 nucleotides long. RefSeq names its product signal recognition particle 68 (gene srp68). Gene Ontology annotation, molecular function: signal recognition particle binding; endoplasmic reticulum signal sequence receptor activity; protein binding. The record is from RefSeq and is a predicted model, not a curated record. Bases 79 to 1854 code for a protein of 591 amino acids. The transcript is spliced from 16 exons. Gene Ontology annotation, cellular component: signal recognition particle, endoplasmic reticulum targeting. Gene Ontology annotation, biological process: SRP-dependent cotranslational protein targeting to membrane. Lineage: Eukaryota; Metazoa; Chordata; Actinopteri; Anabantiformes; Osphronemidae.
UAGCGCCUCCCUAUGCGAGCAUUGGUUCGGGCUCUGACUGAGCAUGUGUAUGUGCCGCUUAGCCGUUAGCAUAUAGAGAUGGCCUUAGAGAAGCAGAACGAAGCUAAAGUUUCCCCCAUGGACGAAAAUAAGGAAAAUCAACCGGAUGGAGGAAUUGGCCUGGAAAUCUUGCAAGUCAUUAAGGAGUCUCAGCAGCAACAUGGCCUCAGGCACGGAGACUACCAGAGAUACAGGGGCUACUGCUCUCGUAGGCUGCGUCGUCUGCGCAAGACUCUUGGCUUUAGGAUGGGAAACCGACACAAGUUCAUUGGGAAGAAAGUGACUGUUGAAAUGGUUUCUGACAGCAGGUAUCUAUUGGUGGUGCUGAUGGAAGCGGAGCGUGCAUGGAGCUACGCCAUGCAGCUGAAGCAGGAGGCCAAUACAGAGCCACGUAAGCGCUUCCACCUGCUGGCAAGGUUACGCAAGGCUGCCAAGCACAGUGAGAAGCUGGAGAAGCUGUGUGAGAGCCCCCGUGUUGAUGCCAAGACCAAACUUGAGGCACAGGCAUACACUGCAUACCUGACUGGCAUGGUGGAGUUUGAGCUGCAGGAGUGGAAGCGUGCUAUGGAAGCAUUCAACAAGUGCAAAACCAUCUACGAAAAACUAGCCAGUGCGUUUACAGAGGAUCUGGCAGUUCUGUACCGCCAACGCGUGGAUGAGAUAUCACCCAACAUCCGUUACUGUGCUUACAAUAUUGAUGACCCGAAUGCUAUUAAGGACUUGAUGCAGAUGAGACUGACUGGUGGAGGAGGCGGCAUGAUGGCUGAAAAACUUGAGUCCUUGAUCACUCAGGCAAGAACUAAGCAGGCAGCCACCAUGAGUGAAGUGGAGUGGCGAGGACGAACCGUGCCUGUCAAGAUAGACAAGGCCCGCAUCUUCCUGCUGGGCCUGGCAGACAAUGAGGCUGCCAUUGCUCAGGCAACUAACGAGGACACCAAAGAGCAUCUGUAUGAGACCCUGCUGGCCGAGUGCAGAGACACUAUCCAGGCUGUGAGAGAGGAAAUCAAAACCGAGGCGAAGCAGCGGGAGAGGAGCUCUGACGCUGACAGCGGGAAGGUGUCUAACCUGCAGUUUCUGCACAGUUACCUGACCUACAUCAAACUAUGUACACUAGUGAAGAGGAAUGAGAGCAUGGCCCGUACCCUGCAGGCAAAGCUCAAGGAACCAGAAUCUGACGAGAAGAGGGGACCCCGUCCACAAGACCUCAUCCGCCUUUACGACAUCAUUCUGCAGAGUCUGGCUGAGCUGUCCACCCUCCAGGGCCUGGAGGACGACCACACCUUCCAGAAAGAGGUUUCCCUCAAGACACUGGUUUACAAGGCCUACAGAUGCUUCUUCAUAGCUCAGUCCUAUGUGUUGGUGAAGAAGUGGAGUGAGGCACUGGUGCUACAUGAGAGGGUGUUGAAAUAUGCCAAGGAGGCCCAGUCUAAGGCCAAGAGCCUCAACAACAGCCUUAAGGACCUCCCUGACAUUCAGGAACUUAUUGCUGAGGUCAAUACUGAAAAAUAUUCCCUUCAAGCUUCUGCCAUUUUAGAUACUGAUGAGACCACUGAGGUUCCUGUUCAGCAGCAGGUCAAGGACAACUCUCCACUCUGCGACCACCUGGAGACUUUCUACCUUGACCAAUCCCUCGUUGGAAAGCAGGCUAAUCUGGUCCAGUUCCCCCCUGAUUUCAAGCCAAUUCCCUGCAAGCCUCUGUUUUUCGACCUUGCCCUAAACCACGUGGCCUUCCCCCCGCUGGAUGAGAAGGUGGAGCAGAAGGGCAAGGGUGGUCUGACUGGCUACAUCAAGGGCAUCUUUGGCUUUGGCAGCUAAAUCAGCCUGGGGCCACAGGUUCACCACAGACCUGGGUUAGUUGUGAAGUAGAAUAUUUUUUACUUACUUUACAUAAACAUUGAUUUGGUUGAUUGAUGAGUUGCAUCUGAGGAAGGCAAAAUGGGGAUAAUCCUCCAAGAAUAUAGAAAAGUAAAUGAAAGAAUUUUAAGCAGUAACAAGCUACCACCUUUGGUGGAAACACCAGUCUGUGUGGGCUCCUACCAUACAGGCUUCAUACGAAGUGUCUGUGAUUUCCAAGUCUAACAAGUUAUUGUGGCUUUGACACUUGAAGCCAAGAUUUAAAUCUUAUGAACCUGUCACAGAAAACAAAGCAUCUUUUGGUGUAAUUGGUAUCUGAGAGUCUGAUAGCAACAAGCAUCUUGUUUUUCCUUUUCAUGUACAAUAAAACAUCAACUGAUGUGUGAUUAAAAUACUGAAGCUGAAAAAUCAUCCAACUACUCUUUGUACUAUCUUGCAGACAGGUCACAUCACAGUAAGAGGUAAAUGUUGUUGUUGUUGUUUUACUAUAUGAUACAUAACUACCAAUAUGUCAGACAAGGGUCCAAUUGUUCAACUCAUCUUGAUGGAUUGCAAGGGCAGCUCAUCAGACGAAUAAUGUCUGUUAUGACCUUUUUAUUUGCCUUUGUGUCUCUAGAAGACCUUCAGGACCUGAUAGUGUUUAAGUGCUAUAUCAUGCAUCACACAACUGCUCCUGUUUGUCCAUCACCAGUAGGACUAAAUACUUUGAAGAUAAACUAGAGAAGAACAUGUCUUGUUUCUAUUCUUGUCUUUGUUCUCAACCAAAGUCGCUUAGAGCCUGGUUUGUGUGAUAAAACACAAACAAACACAAGCUGGAGGUUAGUUUCCAUGUAGUUCACCCACUUACACAAUGUUUUCUGUUUAGCUUACUGGUUUUUAUUCAUGUCUUUUAUUUUUAAAAAAGAAUUGUGCUGGAAUAGUUUGAGAAUUAAGUUACCUUGCGCAGCCUGGAAAACAGUUGUGGACAAAAAGCUUGGAAACCAAGAGAAAUAAAAUUAUGAAUGAAUGGUUUCAUUUGGUAUCCAGAACUAUGAUUAAAAUAUAUUUGCACCAAA